AUGGGACCUAUUUGCAGGACUUCUACCUCCGUCGGUGCUGAUCAGACUCCGUCAACCAUGCCGCCAAAUCCUCUAAUCGGAGAAGAUGUCAGGGACAUCUGGGGAUGGGACGGGCCUCAAAAAAUCAGAACUUUCCUCUGGCUACUUGGGAAGAACCGUAUCCUUACAAACGGGGAGCGGAGGAGACACCAUCUCACGAUUGAUGCUUCUUGCCAGCGAUGUGGAGCCUUAGAGGAAACAGCACUUCAUGCUGUUAGAGAUUGCCCGGAGGCGAAACAGGUUUGUUGCAAAUUUGUUACUCCUCACCUCCACUCUGUGUUUUUUGGAUGGGAUCAUCGAAUGUGGGUAACCGGAAACCUCCAGAACUCCCUUCACAUAACUGGGGAGUGGGCCUUACUUUUUGGGGUUGUUGCGUGGAAGCUGUGGCGGUGGAGAAACCUGCUAAUCUUUGAAAAUGAAGUAUUUUUGCUUCCCUAUAAAGUGGGAGAGGUGGUGAAAAAGAUGAGAGAGGUGCAGGAUGCACGUAGGCAUCGGAAUAGAAUGGGGCAACAAUGCAUUUCAAAAGAGAUGUGUAUGCUGUUUUGGAGACUGCCAGUAGAGGGGAAGCUCAAUUUAAACUCAGAUAGAGCGGUGGAUGGGAACACGGGAUGGGCGUCUGCAGGGGGAGCUGAUCAGAGACCACUAUGGUGUAUGAAGGGGGGCUUCAUGAUGAAUAUUGGGUAUUGCUCCAUUACGGGGGCAGAAUUAUUGGGACUCUACCAGGGUCUUAAGUUGGCAUGGGAUUCGGGUUACAGAGAUUUGGAGGCGAACUGUUUUCUGGAUAUUGGAAUGGGAUUUCUGAUGGAUGGCUUUUUAAUAGAGGGGUUGUUAAUGUCUCGAAAAUCUUUAUUCUGCAUUUUCUUGGUGCCUUCACUGUUAUUUGUGGUAUCUUGGUUUUUUGUAUUGCGCUUGAGUGGUAGCCCUCACCUUGUUGAUAUCAACAUAUCUUCAAGGCCUAAGCUUCUUUCUACUACAGAUGCUGACAACUCUGAAUUUAAGGGUAAUGGGUUCUCAACUGAUCAUAGUUACACAGUUAAAGGAAUUGAUAGUAUGAAGGGAAUAAAAUGCACUACUAACAGAGAACCCUUGAAAGUAUUUAUGUAUGAUUUACCUUCUGAAUUUCAUUUCAAACUUCUGGGGUGGAAUGCAAAUGGGAAUAGUGUUUGGCCAGAUAUAAGGUCUAGUGGUAUUCCUGCUUAUCCUGGUGGACUAAACUUGCAGCACAGUAUAGAGUAUUGGUUGACUUUGGAUCUUCUGAGUUCUGAAUUUGCGGGAGAUUUGAGUGGUAGAAGUUCUGUGAGGGUCAAGAAUUCAAGUGAAGCUGAUGUGGUAUUCGUUCCUUUCUUUUCGUCGCUAAGUUUGAACCGGUACUCAAGGUUGAAGCCACAAGAAAAGAAGACAGUAAAUACCUUACUUCAGCAGAAAUUGGUCACCUAUUUAACAUCUCAGAAGGAAUGGAAAAGAUCUGGUGGAAUUGAUCAUGUGGUAGUUGCUCAUCAUCCUAAUAGCCUCUUGGAUGCUAGAUAUCAGCUUUGGCCUGCAAUGUUUAUUCUUUCAGAUUUUGGAAGGUAUCCCCCAACUGUUGCAAAUGUUGAUAAAGAUAUCAUUGCCCCUUAUAAGCAUGUGGUUAGAACCUUUGUCACUGAUGCAUCUGAUUUUGAUAGCCGUCCAACUCUGCUCUUCUUCCAAGGAGCUAUAUACAGAAAAGAUGGUGGAACUAUUCGUCAAGAGUUGUUCUACAUGUUGAAAGACGAGAAAGAUGUGCAUUUCUCGUUUGGUAGUGUCCAGAAAGAUGGGAUCCGAAGUGCUGCACAGGGCAUGCAAUCCUCCAAGUUCUGUCUCAAUAUAGCUGGAGAUACCCCUUCAUCAAACCGACUCUUUGAUGCCAUAGCAAGUCACUGUGUUCCCAUCAUCAUAAGUGAUGAAAUAGAGUUGCCUUACGAAGAUGUUUUGGACUAUUCUGAGUUCUGUAUCUUAAUUCGAACAACAGAUGCUCUCAAAGAAAAGUUUGUCAUAAAUCUUGCUAGGAACAUAGGGAAAGAUCAAUGGACUAGGAUGUGGACAAGGCUAAAGGAGGUUGAGAAUUUCUUCGAGUAUCGCUUUCCAUCAAGAGAGAAUGAUGCAGUUCAAAUGAUAUGGCAAGCCAUUGCACGGAAGGUUCCUGCUAUGAAAAUGAAGUUAAACAAAGCCCGGAGAUACUCACGUACUGAUGUCCCGGCAGAUCAAUGGUUAAAAACACUCCCGUUGCCUUUGCCCAGAAAUUUUUGGUGA
Oldenlandia corymbosa var. corymbosa is the source of this 2310-nucleotide messenger RNA. Lineage: Eukaryota; Viridiplantae; Streptophyta; Magnoliopsida; Gentianales; Rubiaceae. The record is from the annotation of a GenBank genome assembly.